Molecule: messenger RNA, 1875 nt
Organism: Maudiozyma barnettii
Lineage: Eukaryota; Fungi; Ascomycota; Saccharomycetes; Saccharomycetales; Saccharomycetaceae
Gene: ECM38
Product: gamma-glutamyltransferase
Exons: 1
Coding region: 1-1875 (624 amino acids)
Biological process (GO): glutathione catabolic process
Cellular component (GO): fungal-type vacuole; plasma membrane
Molecular function (GO): glutathione gamma-glutamate hydrolase
Source: RefSeq, a predicted model, not a curated record
AUGAAGGCCAUUUUCUUAUUUUUGGCAAUUACGUUUGCAAACCCUGUUUUACAAAGACCCUUCCACAUUUUACAAGAUGAUAAUCCUAUCAAAUUACCUCAUGAAUUGCCAUUCCACGAUAUUGAUAUCGACCCACUAGAUCGCAAACCGUCGAUGUGUCCCGACCAAUCUCUGAGGAAAAUCGGUCAUGAUUAUGCAAUCAGUUCAGAUUUGCAACUGUGUAACAAUUUGACAUUACAUCAAAUAUUUCAUAAAUUCCCAAACGCUACUGCGGCAGACGCAGCGGUGACUCUGACUCUAUGUAUUGGUAUGGUUAACUUCUUUAAUUCAGGGAUCGGUGGUGGUGGUUAUAUCACAUGGGCCGACACUAAACAUGAUGACUAUAUGUCGAUGGAUUUUAGAGAAAUAUCACCUAAUGCAACAAAUCCAGAUUCCUUUGUUGAAGAUUAUCAAACAAAGAUAGGUGGUUUGUCAAUAGCUGUUCCCGGGGAAUUAAAGGGAUUAUAUGAAUUUUUUAAAUUGAAAGGUAGUGGUACCGUCAGUUGGCAUGAUUUGUUAGACCCUGUGGUGGACUUAGGUAAUAAAGGUUGGAUUAUUGAUGAAGCUUUAGCGGCCACUCUAAAAUUAUAUGAACCGAUUUUUAUAUGUGAGGGUAUCAAACAGGAUUGGUCAUUUGUUCUUAAUGAAAAUGGUACAGAGGUCUUACAGAAGGGUGAGCGUAUUGUGAGGCCCCGUUUGGCUAAUAUGCUGAAUGUCUUAGCAACAAAUGGUUCAGUAGAUCCCUUUUAUGACCCAGAACAUUGGAUUGUGAAAUCCAUGGUGAGCACAAUUAAAAGAUAUGGUGGUAUAGUGACCGCCGAUGAUUUUAGUCAAUAUACAGUUGAGAUUAUGAAUCCCAUUAUUCAGAAAAUAAGACAGGGAUACCAAUAUAGUCCCAAUAAUGAUAUAACUGUGUUGACUAGUGAUGGUACUAGUAGUGGUCUGGCUCUAAUGGCAGCUUUAAAACUAAUGGAUAAAUUUCCAAAUGUGCAAGGUGGUGAUUAUCAGGAUGACACUACAUAUGUUUUGAUUGAGGCAAUGAAAUGGUUAGCUAGUGCAAGAAGUCACCUGGGGGAUACGGGAAAUAUUAAUUACACAAGUGCGCAUGAUUUAUUAUUAUCGUCUAACUGGACUCAAAAUGCAUAUGAUAAGAUCUUAGAAGGUAUUCAUUUGAAUGACUCGACAGGAGAAACAUACUACAAGACAAAUAAUGAUUGGAAAUUCUAUGAGCCUUUGUAUGAAAUUAAUGAACCUCAUGGGACUACACAUAUGAGUAUUGUUGACAAGUUUGGCAAUGCAGUAGCAUUAACAUCUACUAUAAAUUUAUUAUUUGGUUCUUUAGUUCAUGAUCCAUUAACCGGUGUAAUAUUCAACAACGAAAUGGAUGAUUUUGCACAAUUGAACAGGACUAAUACUUUUAAUUUAACUGCCUCCCAAUUCAAUUUAAUUCAACCAAACAAGAGACCAUUGUCAUCGAUGACUCCAACAAUUAUAUUAAAUGAAUUAGGUCAAAUUGAUUUCGUUGUCGGUGCGUCAGGUGGAUCGAGAAUAGCUACAUCUGUGUUUCAAUCUAUUGUGAGAACAUACUGGUACAACAUGCCUCUAUUAGAGACCAUUGCAUAUCCACGUAUGCAUCAUCAAUUAUUGCCAAACGAAAUAGAGACAGAAGAUAUCUCCAUGGUAGGCCAUGAAACCAUCGAUAGUUUGAAACAGAUGGGUUAUAAUGUCGUCCAACAUGCACCAAAGAGUGUUAUCAACGCCAUUAAAAGAGUCAAUGGUGAAUGGCACGCUGUGAGCGACUACUGGCGUAAACGUGGUAUUUCAGCCAUUAUCUGA